Cynoglossus semilaevis (tongue sole) is the source of this 2334-nucleotide messenger RNA. RefSeq names its product pancreatic secretory granule membrane major glycoprotein GP2. The coding region runs from base 646 to 1791 and encodes 381 amino acids. The transcript has 9 exons. NCBI's taxonomy places the organism in Eukaryota, Metazoa, Chordata, Actinopteri, Pleuronectiformes, Cynoglossidae. The record is from RefSeq and is a predicted model, not a curated record.
UGAUGACCUGAGCUAACGACUCAUUUCUCACUCAUCCUGCCUCUUUUUACCUUCUCUCUUCAACCAUUUUUUUAAAAUGUGAUGAUGUUGUAUUUGCCUGUGCAAGUGUUUCACGAUACUCCCACGGGCCUCAUCGUUGAAUGGUCCUUAACUGGUAACUGUCUUUUUCUGACCAAGUGAGAGGGAUUCCCGCUCCAGUAAAAGAUUUUAAAAUGUGCAGACAAAAGAAGUGGACGACAAAGAGUGUCAGCCCGUCUGCCGUUGUUCUCUCUCUACUGCAUGGUUACCAGGCUUGUUGUUGUUCCGCUACAGAACCAAAACAGUUGUAAGAUGUUUACUGAGAAGAUGUGGCCGCCGCAGUGGGGCGGUGACAUGCGUGUUACCUUGGCCUCCCCUCUGUUCCCCCUAUUCAUGUGCGGAAUCUCAUUGUUGGCGGGGACAUCAUUCAAGCUGGAGUUUUAAGGCCAGAGAGGGGGGGUUCCCACUUCAUUAGAGCCCUGUUUCAAGAGUUGGGCUGAGGAUAGGGGUGCUACAUCUUCUGGUGACAGCCAGGCCCCUGACCAGUCUCCUGUAGAGUCACAGAGGGCCAAGAAGGCAGCAGAGUGGAUGAGCUGAGAGGAAACCAGAGGGAGAGUCGGAGGAAAGAUGGCACCUGUCAGAUGGCUUUUAGUCUCUUUACUGUUGACCACGAGGAUGGUCAUCUCAGCUGAGCAUGUGGACCAUGUGGAGCUGCAGGAGGAAGAAGAGCUAAACGAAACUGUUGUUUGCACCAACGACCACAUGGAGGUGAUUAUUCCCAGUUCUUUCUUCCUCAACAAAGUCCCUCCAGUUUAUAUUUGGGAUUUGCAUCUAAAUGAUCCUGAGUGUCGGGGUGUGGUGGUGGGAGACUACUACGUUUUCAGCAUCAAGACAAAUCUCUCAGACUGUGGGACUGUUAUGACCUCAGAUGACACACACAUCAUGUUCAUCAACACAAUACACAACAACCUUUCUGAGAUCAUCACCAGAAACUACAUCAACAUCACGUUUGUGUGUCGUUAUCCCAUCAACUACAUGGUGCAGCAGCCAUACGGUGAAAACAUGAUCAGGGUGGACGUCAGAACAAUAACUUUGAACACAGAGGAUGGAAACUUCUCAGUGUCCAUGUUGCUGUAUAAGGACGAGGCCUUUGAGGACAGGUGGACUACAGUGCCAUCACUGACACUGGACGAUGACAUCUUUGUCAAAGUUUUCAUGAUCCCAGCUCACCUGAUGCUGCGCAUUGAGAGAUGCUGGGCGACACCUACCAGUGAUCCAUACAGCAACAUACAGUACACCUUCAUCAGAGACAGCUGCCCAGUGUUGGCCAACACACAGACCCUAAAUGUCCUGAAGAACGGUCUGGGUCCUGAGGCCAUGUUCAGGAUCCAAAUGUUCAAGUUUGUCGGGAGCUCUUACACCAACAUCUUUCUCCACUGCAACGUACAGAUCUGUCACAACACACCGGGGCUGUGUCAGCCUAACUGCUCUGGUGAAGAUACAGUAAUGAGAACAAGGAGAGAUGCCCCAGUGUCCCACACUGUGUCAUAUGGACCAAUCAGACGAGUUCUUCAAAGCAGCGAAAAGCCUAAUCACAGUGCAGGUGGAAUCCCUGCAUUGGAGACAUUUGUCUUGGGAGGCCUGCUGGUCGUUCUGCUGCUGAUCAUAGGAAUUUUUGGGAAACUGUGGCUGAGAUCGAAACGUUUCUACCCAGCGAGGGAAGCUCAGCUCACUUUGUCCAACAUCCACCACAUCUCAGAGGUGGCUUCAUGAGUCUCAGUGACUCUGGGACAGGCCCCACCAGAUAGAUGUACAAAUGUAAACUUAUGAUAUAGACAUGUGGUUUGUGACUAUAGAAUUAGAAUAUCCACUUUAUUUUCUGUUGUUUCAACUUAUGAAAAUAAAAGGUAUAUAUUUUAUCGAGAUUUUUUCUUUUUUCUAAUAUUUAUCCAGAUAUUACUUCAGCCUGCUCAACCUAGUUCUUCAUAAAUGUAUUGUGAUAUUUUCUUACAACUUAUUUUGUGUAAUGUUAAAGAUUAUAUUUACUUUUUCAACAUCUGCUUUAUUUUGCAUUCUCUCUCUCCCUCUUUUGUGUCUCCUAUGUUGACCUUGCUAUUUACUGUACUAUACCUAUCAGUUAUUUUAGCAACAUUUUUUGCAACUACUCAGCUAACCCUUAGCAAUAGAAAAUAUCAGUGAAUUCUGGUAUUUCCUAACAUUAACUAAUUUCAGUAAUAUGAUUUAUUUCCCUCGUGUUAAUUAUUACAUAGAGAAUUAAAGCUUUUUAGCUUUAGAGUUUGUAGCUGUUUUGGCUAA